AUGUCGGUCUCUCUAUGGUGUGACUACCUAAAUUUUGUUCAAGAAUAUGAUCUGUCAGUCUGUGAACGUUCACCUGCUGGUCUUUUGAAGGCAAGGAAUCUAUUUGAGCGUGCACUUACUGCUGCUGGGUUGCAUGUUGCUGAAGGUAGCAGGAUAUGGGAGGCAUACAGGAAAUUUGAGCAAGCUGUCUUCCUCACUAUUGACGAGAGUGACAGUAAGUCAAGAGAAGAGCAGGUGCAUCGAAUUCGAAAUCUAUUCCACCGUCAGUUGUCUGUCCCCCUUAGCAACUUAAGGUCAAUCCUACUUUUGUACAAGGCAUGGGAAACAGAACAGGGGAAUGGUCUUGAUGUCAACACUAGUGACUUGGAUGGGAUUUCUUCUCAUGUUGCCUCUGCAUAUCAAAAGGCGUUGGAGAUGUUGGAUGCUCGAGCUCAUCUUGAAGAACAAAUUUCUAAACGAGAUGCCAUUGACUCAGAAAGACUUCAAUCAUUCAUGACGUACUUAAAGUUUGAACAGUCUUCUGGACAUCCAUCUCGUGUACAAAUUCUGUAUGAACGGGCCAUAACUGAGUUUCCUAUAUCUGGCGAUCUGUGGCUCGAUUAUACUCGCUACCUGGACCAAAUCUUGAAGUCCUCCAGUAUUACAAGGGAUGCUUAUUACAGGGCCACAAGGAACUGUUCCUGGGUUGGAGAAAUAUGGACUCGGUACUUGCUUUCCCUUGAACGUGGUCAUGCUUCUGAGAAAGAUAUAUCUGCUGUUUUUGAGAAGUCUUUGCAGUGUACUUUUUCUAGCUUCGAUGAGUACGCAGAUAUAUUUCUCACUCGAGUUGAUGGCCUAAGGCGGCGAUUUUUGUUAACUGGAGAAUUGGAGGAUGCCUUGGAUUAUGGAUUGAUAAGGGACACUUUUCAGCGUGCAUCUGAUUACUUGUCACCGCACCUGAAAAACUCGGACAGUUUGUUGCAAAUGUAUCGUUACUGGGCUCGUUUAGAGUCGAAUCUGGGAAAAGAUUUGGUUGCAGCACGAGGAGUCUGGGAGAGCUUGCUCAAGAUAUGUGGCUCUAUGCUGGAAGCCUGGCAAGGUUAUAUAGCAAUGGAAAUUGAAAUGGGUAAUAUAAAUGAAGCUAGAUCCCUCUAUAAGAGAUGUUACAGUAAAAGAUUUCCUGGGACGGGCUCAGAGGACAUGUGCUAUUCUUGGUUACGCUUUGAGAGGGAAUUUGGUACGCUGGAAGAUUUUGAUCAUGCUGUGCAAAAGGUACUCUUUUAG
Ilex paraguariensis (yerba mate) is the source of this 1263-nucleotide messenger RNA. The record is from the annotation of a GenBank genome assembly. NCBI's taxonomy places the organism in Eukaryota, Viridiplantae, Streptophyta, Magnoliopsida, Aquifoliales, Aquifoliaceae.